ACAUCAGCCAGUCAGAAGCCUUGAAUUCACUUUGAGCUUCCAUGGUGUGUUAUUGGUUAAAAUUGAGUUUUCUUCUUGACCGUUUUGACAUUUCGCGAGUAAAGAGGUUAGGUUUCUUCAUAGUAUUUUUAUUUUGAUUAUUGAGAGAAGAAAGAUAGAAAGCAACUUUUGAUUGAUCAUUGUCUUCAAAAAUAUAUCGCAAAUUUAAGUCGGAAAGUGUGAUCGUUUAUUGAUAUCUAAUUUAAUUCUUCUGUGGUAAAUUAUUAAUGUUUUUACGUGAUGGAAAUUAAUACAAAUCUAUCAUGUCAUAUUUGCCAAAAACACUUCUCUUCUGCAUGGAAUUUUAGAAGACAUUUAAAGGCCCAACAUAGUUAUAAUGAGUGUAUACCGACUGAAGUAAGUUUACAAGUUGUUCCAUUGAAUGAUAAAGAAACUAAUACUCACAACAAUAUCCAAUGUCAUUUAUGUGCAAAAAAAUUUGCCACAGGUUUUAGCCUCAGAAGGCACUUAAAAAGUCAACAUGUAAACAUUGAAGAAGAUAAACCCACCAAAAAGCAAAGCAUUAAAGUUAGUCAUGAAAGUCAAGGUUAGUAACCCUAAUACAGACCAGCAUGGAUCAUGGAAGUUGAAAGUGCUUCCAUAAAACUGGAAAUGAAGAAAAAAAAAAUUGUUCAAACAAAAAUAAGGGGCAUAAAGUAUUAGGAAUUGUCAAAACUUCAGUGAAACAUGUGGAAUUCAUUCCAAAACCAGAUCAAAUUGUUGAAGUUUUAUUACAGAGCAAUAACCAAGGUCGUGAAAGUGGAAACAAAAGUCAAGAAUAUGGCUGCUUACAGGAUAAAACAUCAUCAGCUACACAAAAACAUAUGAAAAAACAUCAGAAAAAACAAAGAAAUAAUGGAAAAAAAAGGUUAAAUCAAUUGAGAUGCUUGGAAGAAAUGUGCCAUUUUAACUGUACUAGAUUAAAAAGCCUUCGUUAUCAUUUAGAGUUGAAACAUAAUAUUUUGCAAGAAGUGGAAGUACUACAGUUUGAAAGCAUUGAAGAAUUUAAAAAAUGGAAAAAUCAGGAGGAAAGCAAAUGUGUGGCAGUAUGGGUAAAAGCAUGUGGUAUUAAAAAAAAUAGACAAGGUGCACCUAUUUAUUACUAUUGUAAUCGAACUGGUAAAAGGAAAGUUUUGGCAGCAGCAAAAAGGAAACGUGCCCUAAAAGGGCAAGGCUCAUGCAAAAUUAAUGCUUCCUGUACUUCAGCCCUGAUAAUUAAGCAUAUUUCUCAAGGUGUAAAAGUAACCUAUUUUAAAAAUCAUUAUGGGCAUGAAAAAAAAAUGGCCUAUAUUUCAUUAUCCAUAAAUGAUAAAAAUAAGAUAGCACAACAAUUGAUACAAGGCAUUCCUUACACACAAAUAUUAAAUAAUAUUCGGGAAAGUGUGGAUGAAACUUUUGAAAGGAUUCACUUGACCACUAAGAAUGACAUCCAUAAUAUUGCCCAAGCUUACAAUUUACAUGAUACAUCCAUAAAGGAUCCCAAUGAUGCCAUAAGCAUUGCCAUGUGGGUUGAUGAAAUGCAAAAAUCAGAAAAAAAUCCUGUAAUUUUAUAUAAGAAGCAAGGAGAAUUGGACUCAGGAUUGUCUUUAAAAAAAGAGGAUUUUUUGUUGGGAAUCAUGACAAGAUGCCAAGGUCAGAUGCUACAAAAAUUUGGGUCUGGAGGCAUUAUUUGUAUGGAUGCAACGCAUGGAACUAAUCCUUAUGAUUUUAAUUUAAUUACUGUUUUGGUGGUCGAUGAUUAUGGUGAAGGCUUUCCUGUUGGAUUUUUGUUUGCUAAUAGGGAGGAUUAUGUAGUAUUAAAAUAUUUUAUUUUGGCUUUAAAAAGUAGCAUAGGAAAUAUAAGAGCAACUACAUUUAUGAGUGACGAUGCCGACCAAUAUUUUGCUGCAUGGAGUUCUGUAAUGGAUGUUUCUGAUACCAAAAAGCUUUUAUGCAUAUGGCAUAUCGACAGAGCUUGGCGUUCCAAAAUAUCAUUAAUUAAAGAUAAAUCAAAACAAAUUGAGUCUCAUUCUGAUUGUUAUUUUAAGGUUUAUAAGAUGUUGUGUUUCCUUCGGCAAGAACCAAAUGCAAAUAAUUUUAAAGCAUCAUUAGGAAGCUUUAUUGAAAUGUUACAAAUGGAUCAAGAUCUAAAAGUUUUUGGUGAAUACUUCCUGGUCAAUUAUGCAAGAAGAUCCUCAACAUGGGCUAUGUGUUUCCGAGCUGGCUUAUCUAUUAACACGAAUAUGUAUUUGGAAUCCAUGCACAAAGUGCUGAAAUACAUAUAUCUAAAAGGGACAACUUGCAGGAGAUUGGACAAAACUGUGCAUGUACUAUUAAAGUAUAUCAGAGACAAGCAAUUCGGUAGGAUUAUAAAGCUGGAAAAAGGAAAAAUAACACACAAAAUCAGCAAAAUUAACAAAAGUCAUAUUGCAGCAGUAAAAGCAGAUAAUAUACAUAUAAUAAGUGUUGAAGAUGGUUGGAAAAUUCAAUCUGGGAAUAAUUUCUAUCUUGUGAAAUUAAAUGAAUUAGGUGAUAAUCAGUGCAAUUUAAAAUGUUCUUCAUGUAUGUCAUGUGUUCAUUCUUACACCUGUAACUGUAUGGAUUACGUAAUACACAACAACAUGUGCAAACAUAUACAUAAAUUGUGCAUGAGCGAAACUUGUAAUAAUAGCCCAAUGAAGAUAACUCAUCAUGAUAAUACAACAAACAAUAAUGAUGAACUGCAAAGCCACCUUCUUAGUUUAAAACAAUGUAAUAGUUCUGAAACCAUCAAGAAAAUAAGGGAAGAUAUCAGUUUUAUGUCUACUUUUGACUGGCCAUCAGUUGAUGAUGCUGCGUUAAGAAAAAUUAGUGGCCUCCUAACAUCAGUUAAGCAUAAUAUGAUAAAUAGUCAAGAAUCAUCAGCUCUAAUAACAGAAUCUAGUAAACACAAAGUUUGUCCUGCUAACAAGAAAAUCACUACACAACCUCGGUUCUUUUCUACAAAACUAAAGAAAAAGCCGAUGGCUCCCAAACUGGCAAAGCCUUCACAAGAAGAAAUUACAGAAAUAUGCUCAAGAUUCAAAGAGUUGCAAGAGAAUAAAUGAUUUACUACACACACACUUUAUGUAACUUUUUGAUUAAAUUAAAUCUGACAAAAUUGCA
This is a messenger RNA of Anthonomus grandis grandis, 3162 nucleotides long. RefSeq lists its product as uncharacterized. The record is from RefSeq and is a predicted model, not a curated record. Gene Ontology annotation, molecular function: zinc ion binding. The transcript has 9 exons. NCBI's taxonomy places the organism in Eukaryota, Metazoa, Arthropoda, Insecta, Coleoptera, Curculionidae. Bases 864 to 3104 code for a protein of 746 amino acids.